Drepanopeziza brunnea f. sp. 'multigermtubi' MB_m1 is the source of this 606-nucleotide messenger RNA. NCBI's taxonomy places the organism in Eukaryota, Fungi, Ascomycota, Leotiomycetes, Helotiales, Drepanopezizaceae. The record is from RefSeq and is a predicted model, not a curated record.
AUGGCGAGCCCGACGGGCGAUCCGGAGGUCGAUGCACUGGUUCAGAAAACCGACGAAAUAGUAGAUGGAUCCGCCCUUAACUAUCUUCAAGCUUUGCACGCUGACCUGUUUCCGCGCCAGCACCAAGAGUUAGGACUCGCCUUCCAGAAUUUCGCGCGCCUAAGAUCCGAGGUCGUUCAAAAGGACGAACUCAUCAAGCAGUUGACGAUAGAGCGCGACGACGCGAAGGAGGAUCAAAAGGCCAGCCAGUGGCAGACCAGCGUCUACACUUUCGCUGCAGAACUUGUUUGUUUCAGACCCGACCGGUCCGUGGCUGAUGAGGAUAUUUCCAGCCUGUUUCUCGCCGUUACGGUUAUGGCUGCAGGCGCGGAGAAUUACUCGGAGAUGGAGGAGAGGAUGCGGGCGCCGGCGUUGCAAGGCAAAUGGGUGUGUCUAUACACAGUGACACGAACGAAGGGCGAAGAGGAUCGGCAUUUCGCAUGUGGCGAGACUUGCGCGAAGGGAAACAACACAAGAUGUAUACUUAUCAAGAGCAAUCAGGAUCAGGAAGAUGUUGCGCAGAAGGCUGGAUACGUCGCGGUCAAGUGGGCACCUGAGGCGAUUUAA